This is a messenger RNA of Candoia aspera, 2860 nucleotides long. RefSeq names its product FMR1 autosomal homolog 2 (gene FXR2). Gene Ontology annotation, molecular function: translation regulator activity; mRNA 3'-UTR binding; protein homodimerization activity. Gene Ontology annotation, biological process: positive regulation of protein phosphorylation; regulation of alternative mRNA splicing, via spliceosome; negative regulation of translation. The transcript is spliced from 17 exons. Gene Ontology annotation, cellular component: axon; growth cone; dendritic filopodium. Lineage: Eukaryota; Metazoa; Chordata; Lepidosauria; Squamata; Candoiidae. Bases 305 to 2299 code for a protein of 664 amino acids. The record is from RefSeq and is a predicted model, not a curated record.
UCUCUCCCUCGCUGGCUGGCUGGCUGGCUCUCUCCCUCGCUCGCUCGCUCGCUGGCCGCCCUGCCCGCUCUCGCUCGGCGCCGGCCGCGGCGGCUGCGGGGAUCGGACGACGCGCGGAGGAGGCGGAGAGCGCCGGGGCGAGCCGAGUGGGCCGGGCCGCGCCAGGCCGCGGCUGGGGCCGGUCACAGUGGCAGAGCCGGAGGAGGCCGGGCCCCGCCCCGCCCCCAUCCCCCCGGCGGCGGCGCCCCCGCAACCCCCGCGGGGCUCCUCGCCCCUGGCGGCGGCCGCCGUCCCCGCGGGGCCCAUGGAGGGCCUGCCCGUGGAAGUGCGGGGCUCCAACGGGGCCUUCUACAAGGGUUUUGUUAAAGAUGUACACGAAGAUUCGGUCACAAUAUCCUUCGAGAACAACUGGCAGCCGGAACGGCAGAUCCCCUUUGGCGAUGUGCGGCUGCCCCCGCCCACAGAGUACAGCAAAGAGAUCUCAGAAGGCGACGAGGUGGAGGUUUAUUCCCGAGCUAACGAGCACGAACCCUGCGGCUGGUGGCUGGCCAGAGUCCGUAUGAUGAAAGGAGAUUUUUACGUCAUAGAAUAUGCUGCUUGCGAUGCCAUCUACAACGAAAUUGUCACCUUGGAGCGAUUGCGGCCUGUCAACCCCAGCAAAGUGGCCACCAAGUGCAGCUUUUUCAAAUUCACGAUCGCGGUACCAGAGGAUCUCAAGGAGGCCUGUUCAAAUGAAAAUGUGCACAAAGAAUUCAAGAAGGCAGUGGGUGCAAACUGUAUCUUCCUCAGUACCACUAGCAGCGAACUCAUCAUCCUUUCCACAAACGAGUCCACCAUCAAGAGGGCGUCUCUGCUGGGGGACAUGCAUCUGCGCAGCAUCCGAACGAAGCUCAUGCUGAUGUCCCGGAAUGAGGAGGCCAACAAACACUUGGAGACGAGCAAGCAGCUGGCCUCGGCCUUCCAGGAGGAGUUCACGGUGCGGGAGGACCUGAUGGGCCUGGCGAUCGGCACCCACGGCGCCAACAUCCAGCAGGCCCGCAAAGUGCUGGGGGUCACUGCCAUUGAGCUGGAUGAAGAGACUUGCACCUUCCGCAUUUAUGGGGAGACCCCGGAAGCCUGCAAGCAGGCCAGGAGCUUCUUGGAAUUCUCAGAGGAUUCGGUCCAGGUCCCCCGGAAUCUGGUUGGAAAGGUGAUAGGCAAGAACGGGAAGGUCAUCCAGGAGAUCGUGGACAAAUCCGGCGUGGUCCGAGUGCGGGUGGAAGGAGACAACGACAAGAAGAAUCCCCGGGAGGAGGGGAUGGUCCCUUUCAUCUUUGUGGGGACGCGAGAGAACAUCAGCAACGCCCAAGCGCUGCUGGAGUACCACCUCUCCUACCUCCAGGAGGUGGAGCAGCUGCGCCUGGAAAGGCUGCAGAUUGACGAGCAGCUGCGGCAGAUCGGCCUGGGCUUCCGUCCGCUCUCCAGCCGCGCGGAGAAGGAGCGGGGCGGCUACACCACGGAUGAGAGCAGCUCCUCCUUACAUGGCACCAGGACCUACGGCGGCAGCUACGGCGGGCGUGGCCGUGGGCGCAGGGGACCCAACUCCGGUUACGCUACCAACUCCGACGCGUCCAACGCCUCCGAGACAGAGGCAGAGAAGAGGGACGACUGCGAGUGCCCGCCCCCCAGCGACCGUGACCCUCGCCUGGAGGACGGCCGGCGAAGGCCCGGGGCGGGACGUGGCCGGGGCCCUGCUCCGGCGCCCCGUGGCAGCAGCAGCAAGUACAACGCCUCCUCCAUUAGCUCAGUGCUGAGGGACCCGGACAGCAACCCCUACAGCCUGCUGGAGAACACCGAGACCGACCAGACUAUGGACACGGAUGCCAGCGAGUCUCAGCCCCUCAGCAACCGCCGGCGCCGCUCACGCCGGCGCCGCACCGACGAAGACACCACCAUGAUGGACGGGGCCCUGGAGUCUGACAGCACCUCCGUCAACGAGAAUGGCGUGGAGGAGGAAUCAAAGCCGCAAAGACGCAACCGAAGCAGACGCCGCCGUAACCGUGGCAACCGCGUGGACAGCUCUAUCAGUCGGGACCGCCAGCCGGUCACCGUAGCUGAUUACAUAUCCCGGGCCGAGUCUCAGAGCCGCCAGGGGCCCCCCCGCAAGGAAAGCCAGGAGAAGGCAGCCGAGGGCAACCUGCCUAGGCAGAAGGGCGAGGCAAACAGCAAGAUGGUCAACGGCCCUGCAGAGAACGGGGAGCACAGCGCUGCCGCCGCCGGCGAAGAAGAGGUGGCUGCCAUGGUCAAUGGGGUGUCCUAAGUGCCCUCCGGCGCCGCCGGCCGAGCCCUCCUCUCCGUGAACGAUCCCUACUUUCACCUGCUUGCAACAUCUUAAGAGAAACGAAAUAAACACCACACCAAUCUUGUUUAAGAACAAAACCAUUAUUUAAAAAGAACAAAUCACCCACUCCCAAGGUAAUUAUCUAGUGCUCGUUAAAAGCUUGCCAACGAUGGGAAACACUGUUUACCACCGCUCUUGACACAUCCUGGUUAAGCUUCAGUGAUGGCAGCCGGACAGGGCGGUUCAGAUCCCUCUUCGUUUUUCCUGCCCUCUCGUUUGUCCAGGGGGGCUCUGAUGCUACCCGAGCUCAUUAUCCCCCUCCCGAGAGGUGCCGACAGGAGUGGGGGACAUACUGUGACUUUCACGCAUCUGUUUUUGGUGACUUAAAAAAGUUUUUUGUUUUGAAACAAAUGUGAGGGGAAAAAAAUAACCGGCUAUUCUAUUCAAACUGGGGAGAGGAGAGGGGAGAGCAACCUGUGCCUUCUGAUAAUGCAAACACACACGCAGACACACACACACACACACACACACACACACACA